This is a messenger RNA of Medioppia subpectinata, 1338 nucleotides long. The record is from the annotation of a GenBank genome assembly. Lineage: Eukaryota; Metazoa; Arthropoda; Arachnida; Sarcoptiformes; Oppiidae.
AUGGUUUAUAACAGAAAUUAUUUUAUUCAUUUGUGUCAUUCAAUUGAUGUGAUUAUGGAUGAGAAGAGCGGUCUUCAGGAGAGGAAUACCGCCAAUCAAUACAUGGAUUCGUUUAAAUCAAAUCAAAACGUUUUCAUCUUAUUUGAUGUCUCCUUAAGACUUCUGAACCAAACCACCGAUGAGUUGAACACUAAGUCCGUUGUCUACAAAGUGUUUGGUCUGCAGACACUUGAAGUGGUCAUCAAAUUUCAUUGGAAUUCAAUCGAUGACAGUCUGAAGCAACAAAUCAAACAACUGAUCCAAAACUGGUUUUUGGUUGACUUGUCUUCGGAUGAGGUUGUGGUGAAGGAAUGGCGACAUAUGAUGAACGGAUUGAGUCGAUGUGUUGUCGAAGUAGUGAUCAGAGAGUGGCCACAAAAUUGGCCGCAAUUUAUACCUCAUUUACUGCAAAAAGAGUCGACUCUGAGUUUGUACUGCAUUUGGCAGUUGUCUGAAGACAUCGGCAUCUUUUUCCGACCAAACAAUGGUCAGCGAAGACGUGAAAUCACUAAUGAAUUGAAUAACAAUUUGAAUGAAAUUUAUUCAUAUAUUUAUAAAUGUAUGGACAGUCCGGACACUGAUCUCUGUUUGACAGCCAUUUGCACAUUGAAUGUGAUGUUUGAAUGGACACAAUUGGAUGAGAAUCUGCUCAACGCUUUAAUGCAGAGAUUGGCCGCCGAUUAUCAUCACAACAAAUGCAUUCAAAUGAAACAAUCCAUCUGUGAUUGUCUUCUCGUUUGUUUGAAUCGCAAACAACUCAAACCCAACGAUAAGAUUGCGAUCCAAACUCUUCAUAACAAUUAUAACAUUUCUAUAAUUGUUUCAAUUGUUGGUUCACUGCAAACCAAUUUAUUACCACUCAUUGCUCAUAAGAUCUCACGACAAGAGAUUAGUAAAAAUAGUUUAGGCUUUGAAUUUGAUGACAACGAAGACUUUGAGUCUUUUUUCUUGAAGUUUAGAGCAGACACUAUAGAACUUCUCCGACAAAUGACAUUCGUAUGGGAAAUAUUAGCGCAACUUUCGGCCGCUUUUUUCGCCGAAAGUGACACUCUUUUGCGUUUAUUAAUUGACAAAACCCUAAUGAGAGACAACCCUAAUGUCAUUUCGAGCCAACUCUCAUGUAUAUCAGCCCUAACCGUAUUUCUGCCACACAUUUCCGAUUAUUCACUCAAACACAUCAUUGAAAGAACAUUAGUGUUAUCUUCGUUUACAAUCGAUGGUCAGGAGACCAAAUCCAAAGACGUGAAGAAUCUUCGCCGACACGCGUGUUCUCUAUUCAUUAAAAUAUGUCAAACAUAU